AUGGUUGAGUCUAAUAUAACAACUUCAUCUUCUACUGUUGUCUCCACUCAAAUGGACAGCAGUAGUCCAUACUACCUUCACCCUUCAGACUCACCAGCCAAGAACAAAGUUGGAUUCAUUGAUGGAACCAACAAGUCCCCUGAGAUCACUAGCACUGACUUCAAUCUAUGGAGCAGAUGCAAUGACAUGGUAACUUUUUGGUUGCUGAACUCACUCUCCAGGGAUAUCUCUGAUAGUGUCAUUUACUCUAAAUCUGCAGAAGAUCUUUGGAAUGAUCUUGAAGCAAGAGGAAAGGACAAGGUAGUCAAGUCUGUUCAAAAUGAGAGGCUAAUUCAGUUCCUCAUGGGACUGAAUGAUGCCUAUGUAUCAAUAAAAAGCAAUAUUAUCAUGAUGAGUCCUUUACCCUCAGUUAGUCAAGCAUAUGCACUGCUUAUACAGGAUGAGAAACAAAGAGAGGUGUUUGUGCAGUCUCAUUUCCCUAACAACUCUUGA
Molecule: messenger RNA, 492 nt
Organism: Lycium ferocissimum
Lineage: Eukaryota; Viridiplantae; Streptophyta; Magnoliopsida; Solanales; Solanaceae
Exons: 3
Coding region: 1-492 (163 amino acids)
Source: RefSeq, a predicted model, not a curated record